AAAGUGGGCAGGUAUAUCGGUGGUGGGGGUGAAGUGUAGUUUCCAGCCGUUGGUGAUGACUCCGAAAGGCCGGCGUCGGUUCUUGUGUUAGCGUCUUUGGUCCCGCGUGGUCGUUCGCAGUAGGAUUGGAUCAUUGCCGUGAUCAAGAGGGAGAUAAAAAGCGAACCGAUUGCAAUUCGGGGUAUAAUACAACGUCGAUUGUCUCUGACGUGAGGGAAGAUUCAACAUCUACCACUAGCGAGAAAACAACCCUUGCAUUAAGGAUGAAGUACCUCGUGUGGACCGCGGCGUUCCUCCUCCUCUUGGACUUCUCGAAUUCGCAAGGCUCCUUCGAAAUUCCCUGCCAGGACAACGAUGGCUGUACACCAUUGAUCGCACCGCCUGGCACAGCUACUUGUGACGAUGGUCACUGCAAGUGUCUUGCCCCUAAUGGAAUUCGGGUUAAUUGUCCCGGAUUAAACAACACUGCGGAAGCCGGUCAGAGAAAUGGUCAGGCUGGAUUGAUAGGACACGUGUGUUCUAUGAACAAGGAUUGUAGCACGCUGGAUAAUAAUGCAGUUUGCAACACGACGAAUAAGCAGUGUGCUUGCAAGCAGGGAUUUUUUCCUUCGGAAAAUAACGACAAGUGCCUUCUCGGACUCGGUUACGGAGAAUCCGGAUGCGUGGAAUCCGUACAGUGUCGGGCUUGGAACACAACUUGCCUCAACGGGGUUUGCGAAUGUCGCGAAAACUAUCAUCUCACAUCCAAUGCAUGCUGGGCGAAAAUAGCUUUUGGUGCCCCAUGCACAGCGAUGGAGGAGUGUCAACACGUCGUUGAGGCCGUGUGCGAUAAUCAGCACAUCUGCAGCUGCCCAUCGGACAAGCUAAUUCAUCCGAAUGGCACCGAGUGUCUUUCCAAGGCUUCGAAGAUCGAGGACCAGUGCGUGGAAUCCAUCCAGUGUGACCACCUCGGAGGCGUCUGUUUGAACGGACGUUGCCAGUGCCCGGAGCAUCACCAUCACUCAUCGGCGACGAACGAUUGCCAAAUGACCAAGAAGGUCAACGAUUCCUGCGAAACCGAUCACGAGUGCUCGCAUACCCACCACGAAGAUGGCAAACUUGAUCUGAAGUGCAUCAAGAAGGUCUGCGCUUGUUCCGAGGGCUUACAAUAUGACAACGAGAAGGGCAUAUGCGUCGAAGGCGGCAAGGCAGCGGCUAAUCGAUUGAGCAGCGUCGGGAUCUUUGCAACGUCUCUGGUGUACUUUGGUCUUCUUGCUGCAAUAUUGUGAAAAAUUCAUUACCGAUAUUAUAAAUCGCGCUUAAUAAUCAUCUAUGCUACGUGAGAUCGCAGUGUUAAUCAUAUGUUAUACACACGGGUUGUGUAGCUGCAGAAAGAUUAUAAUAUUUCAUACAUGGUGUACUAAUUCAUGUUUACACUUUUCUAAAACGUGUAAAGACAAUUAUUCUCGAGAGCGGUUAUAUGUGGAGAGGAUCUGUGAAAAUCACAUUGAAAUAUCGUAAGAUUACCUCAUCAACGAAAUUUUCCAUCAAAUUUAAUGUUGUUGUUGUUGUUGUUUUUUUUUUUUUAAUUCUCAUUAUUGUUUAACGUGUUUCAUUGAAAGGUUUCUUGCCGCUGGAAUUAUUGUUAUUCGUGUUUUUUUUUGUUCUUGUUGUUUUUUUGUUUUUUUUUUUUUUGUUUUUAAGUAAAUGAGAAAAUUGUAUAAGAAAACUUGCGGUGCGAGGUGCUGGAAAUGAAUAAUAUUUUGAUGAAGAGAUGGAAUUUUUUUUAAACGUUUCGAACAAGCAACCAAGGGAAAUAAUAUAUAACCAAACUCAAACAAAGCUGUCGUUGCAUAUUUCUUUAAUAUUAAAGAUAUCGUUCCUUUAUUUUUUCUGCAUCAAAACACCUUCACAUACACACAUCUGUCAUAUUCAUUCGGACGGUGUAUUUAAAAUGUAAUAAAUAUUAUUUUAGUUAAACAUGGCAAAACGCGGAGAGCAGUUUCAAGUUCUCGGUACAAAUUGCGUCACUUACAGCUGUGUAAAUGUUAAUGGAAAAUUGUGUAGAAACACAAUUUUUCACCAAUAUGUGCAUAUUAUUCAUCAUAUGAAUUGAUAUCAUCAUUACUCCAUACAUGCUCGAGUAACUUUAUCGUGAUUUAUGAAUUCAACGUGAUAUUACUAUAAUGUAGUUUGCUCGUGAAAUUUGAAUCUUACAUUCAUUAUUUACACUGCGGGUAAAAUUUCGUUUCGUUACUUAAAUUUCAUCUGUAACAAUCGCUAAGUAAAGUAUCAUACAUAAUA
Diprion similis is the source of this 2283-nucleotide messenger RNA. Its product is annotated as prion-like-(Q/N-rich) domain-bearing protein 25. NCBI's taxonomy places the organism in Eukaryota, Metazoa, Arthropoda, Insecta, Hymenoptera, Diprionidae. The coding region runs from base 264 to 1268 and encodes 334 amino acids. The record is from RefSeq and is a predicted model, not a curated record. The transcript has 7 exons.